ACAGAAAGCCACAUUUCAAAAUAGACGCUCUCUGCCAGCAAACUGAGCGAGCGCGCCUCUACAUUCAGUCUUGACCCUAUGCCUGCAACCCCAGGAGAAUGGAUCCUUACAACGACAGCGACCCCGCGUAUGAGGCCACUCCGCUUGAGUCGCCCACUGCCAUUCCAACUUCCCAUAAUUGCCCACGCGUCCGCUUCGCGCCUCCAGGAGGCAACCGGGCAGCAUCCCAGCAUGGCCACGGAGGAUAUGGAAACAAUGCUCAAAGACCACCAUUUCAGUUUGGUGCGCACCAGCAGGGACCUCUCCGCUACGACCCUCAACACGGCCUUCAACCGCAGGGCUAUCCAUCACAUGGACGCGGCCACCCAGCUCAUAAUCCGUACCAGCCAUAUCCGCAGCAGCACCCGUCACAUCCUCAGCAGCCGCAGUUGAUGAGGCCACUUGUGCCCGCAGUCGAAUUUAUUGAUCAGCAUCUGGACGUCUUUCAGGCAGCAUCGUACGAACUUCCAGAGGGCUGUUUUAAAAUCGAAUCCGGCCCAUCGGAAGAAGUGGACAUGAACCUAUUCUGCGUGCCAGGCAUCGUAAAUAACUUGGUAGAGAGCAAGAAAAAGCUGCGCGCUGUUCCCCAGGAGAUCUUCGGCCGCGCACGUCAGCGCUGCAAUCCAUACGAACUAGUGGGCUCGUCCAUUUUUAUGAAUCGUGCAUCGGUAAAGUUGGCAAGUAUUGACUCCCAGCUUGCAUUGACUGCCACUAAGGAAGAUCCAACAGCAGGCCUGGGCUCGGAAGAGGAUGUAAAGACAUUUCGAUUCGUAGACCUGUGUUCGGGUCCUGGCGGGUUCUCGGAGUAUCUCCUUUGGCGCAAACAUACAUGGGGCGAGCGUGCGCGGGGAUGGGCUAUGACCCUCAAAGGCGAGCUGGACUUUCAAUUGGAGCGAUUCCACAAGGACGCGGCAGUCCAGGAGACACUAAGGGUAUUUUAUGGCAAAGAUGGAACGGGAGACAUUCUUAAACAGGAGAACAUUGACGCCUUUGCCGACAUGGUAGAACAGGACACAGGGGGGCUGGGCGUGGGACUCGUCUCUGCAGAUGGAGGUAUUUCUGUUGAUGGCGAUGAAGCUGUACAGGAGACCUUGCUGCAGCGGUUAAUCCUCUGCCAGAUAUUGACUAUGUUUAUGACACUUCAGAAAGGAGGCGAUUAUGUGGUCAAGAUCUUUGACAUCUUCACUCCUGUCACUGCCACGCUUGUCUGGAUCCUAUCCCGGCACUUUGAAAAGAUAUGUGUGGUGAAGCCAUUGACCAGUCGACCCAUGAACUCCGAGCGCUAUGUUGUUUGCCGUCACCUCUUGGAGCGUCAGCCGGCCAAGACGAUUGAACACCUUAGGAACGUCAAUGCAAGAUAUCAGGACAUUGAGGAGAGAGCAAGAUCAUCGACUACGGCGGACUCUGAAGGAAAUGGUGCCAAGAAGGAGGAUAUCAAUCAUAUCAUGGAUCUGAAAGUUUUGACCAACGAUAUCCAAUUCAUGGAAUACAUCAAGCGCAACAAUAUGAAGACAGCCAUUCGGCAGACAGAGGCUCUGGAUGUGUUUUUGAAGUAUGUCAAUGAAGGGCUUCGACCUGCGUUUGACCAGGAGGCGAUCAAGCAGCUGUGUCUACAGGAAUGGCAUAUCCCACCUCGGCCCCAGCCUUAUCAUUCUCAGCACCAACAACAGCAACAGCAACAGCAGCGGCAGCAGCAACAGAGACACCCGAAUAUGAAUCAUCUGCCGCAGCAUCAUGGUCAAUCACACUCACGAUACCCACAACAUCCCCAUCAGCAGCAGUAUCCACAGCAUUCAAACGCUCCCUCAAGACAUCAUCCUUAUCAAUUGUCAAGGCCACAUCAGAACCCAUCACAUUCCUCACAGCAGGGUGGCGUGAGUUCAGGAGGGCAGCCGCACCCCAAUUCUCAGUCCUACAGCCAGGGACAACCAGGGGCAAGACAAUCAUCUGGGGGGAACAGAGGGCAACCUGGCCUAUUGGAUUCCCUGCUGAGCAACAUGCAGCAACCUCCCUCAGAUCAAAGAUGAAAUACACCCAAUAAAGCGAGUUUAUUUCAAGCCACUUGGUAGAACAAAUCGUGGUGCCGUUUGGUGUAUGUUCCCUGUCCAAGAACGAACGCGACCAGGGAACAAGGAUGGCGACACAACACUCUGAUAAACGCAUCAAACUCUUUCUUGAGAGGAGUAUAGAGCGCCUGCCCUUCGACAUCACUCAGAAAGCCGAGGAGAUCUACCUUCCGUAACGUGUUGCAUCACUUUAGUCUUCACAUGGUCUGCUGGCCCUCGAUUAACACAUACACUCGUCUGGCCUGUUGUGAAUUGACCUUAGAGAUGGUGAUCCUUCUGAAAAGCUGAAGCGCAAGGUCAAGGCCAUUGUAGAGAUUGCUGGAGACAACUAUGACCAGUUUACAGAGAAUAUAGCAUCAG
Gamsiella multidivaricata is the source of this 2465-nucleotide messenger RNA. Its product is annotated as FtsJ-like methyltransferase-domain-containing protein. The coding region runs from base 99 to 2066 and encodes 655 amino acids. Gene Ontology annotation, cellular component: cytoplasm; nucleus. The record is from RefSeq and is a predicted model, not a curated record. Gene Ontology annotation, biological process: 7-methylguanosine mRNA capping. Gene Ontology annotation, molecular function: methyltransferase cap1 activity. Lineage: Eukaryota; Fungi; Mortierellomycota; Mortierellomycetes; Mortierellales; Mortierellaceae. The transcript has 4 exons.